AUGCAUUCUGUCGGAGAAAAAUUUAUCGGGUCCUUGUCACAGUCCGCUGGUCCUUCGACGUCGUCCACCACCACCACAAACGUCGAAGAGACGGGCAGCAAAAAGAAUGAACCUCCUUCGAGCGGUUCUCCGGUUAUUUACUCCUCCGACCCCAAUAAUAAUGAUUCCGGUUUUUCGGAUCAAAUAAUAAAUGCACCUCAUUUCACCCAGAAGAUGAACGGAGAUUACACUCAACGCAAUGACUUUCACAUGCAAUCCUUCUCCACCCCUUUUCCCAAAACCUACACCGACGAUGGCAGCGGAUCGUCAUGCGCGGCUUCUGAAUUCACAGUCGAGCUAACGCACUGCACGGAGGACGAAGAUAACGUGACCUCGGAUGCUGAGAUCAUCGUUGAUUCCCCAAUUCCGAUAACCCCCCCUCCCGUGGAAUUCCUUUGCACCGCAAAAACGCCUAGCACCAUAUGUGACUCGGAGAUGAGCAUUGCUCACGAUUCCAUUCACGGUCUCCGCUUUCCAUAUGACUUUAACCAUUUGCACCCUUCAAAUUUGAUCUCUUCCAAAACGACAUUGCUCUCUUUCAAUUCAUCAUCCAUCAUGACGACCGCUGCUCAAAACGAAAUUCACAGACCCAUCACGAGAUCCCCCUUUGCGCAAGAUUCAUUGGAUAAUUCUUCUUCGCGAAGAUCAUCCCCCGACGCCGUCGAUCCAUCGCCAUCACCGUUGCUGUUACCAUCACCAUCACCACUGCUAUCGCCAUCACCGCUACCGUCGUUAUCAUCAUUACCCUCGCCAUCACCAUUUCUGUCGCCAUCACCAUUGCCGUCGCCAUCAUCCUUAAUGUCGCCAUCAUCCUUAAUGUCGCCAUCAUCUUUACUGUCACCAUCACCAUCCAUCCUGAUGAAAGAUGAUGUAGGAGAAAGAAGGAAGCCACGGCGCAAGCGAACACGCGAUGAGUACGUGGCCAAGUUGAAGCUUCCGGUAGAUGGGAUUGCCACGCGGCUUCGUCGUAAUCGUAGUUCGACGACCGCAGGUGCUGCUCCUUCGCCGCCAAAAGAGGUUGGUACUCUGCCUGCUAAAAUUCAAUCAUCACAGUCGACGGUUGUUCCGACCACUCCCGUACCCAAAUUCACUCGUGGCAGGGGACGGCCACCGAGCCAACAGGUGCCCUCUCGUCUUACUGCCAAGGAACGCAAGUUACAGUCAUAUUACGAGGAACGUGCUGCUCCAAUACCUAAAUGCGAACGUUCAUCGCCACCGCGCAUAUAUCCGCAACCCCUUAUGCAUCCCGUACUUUGUCACAGUCGAAACACCGUGGAUGCAGACCGACAUCACAAACUCUCUGUGGAAAAAACGGAGAACGACAAAAGAUCAGAGGAAAAAUUACGAUGUCAGACGUCAUCGACUCACGGAAAUACUAAGCAUGCCGUGGAGGAUGGUAAAAAUGUUAAGCCCACCGGCUCCUCACCUCCUGUCAGACCUGGCAAGUCGGAACUCUCAUUUCUCCUUGAAACGAUCGAUUGUAGGAUAAAGGAGGCCCGCGAGAAUCUAAGCACAGCCGGAAGUGCAAUUCAGUGCGCCAACCUUCUCUACUUUGACACAAAAAAGAAUAGAGGCAGUGGACUUCCUACCAGAUCCGGUUCAUCAUAUAACAUUGACCAUCAAAAAUAUUCCUGCAUCAGCAACGGGAUGACAGAUCUCUCCAGUGCUUUUGCAAAUUGCAAGAUUCGCCCGAACAACGGUUUGAACAAUAGUGCCGGGAACAAUGUCGCCACUACCCCUAAUACUAAAAGUCUUCAAGUCAAGCAAACGAACUCGCGCGAUCGAAUUGGAAGCGUUUGCGACUCACAGAACGCCAAAGCCAGUGUGGCGCCCACAGGUGUUUCCGCAUCGUCCCGACCACCGCCGUCAUAUCGCAGUAAACAACAAAUUCGCUCGGAAUGGAGCGCACGGCAGCGUGCUGGAUUCCUUGCCAUCUACCUUUCUCACGGAAAAGAUUUCAAACGUAUUUCCGCAAAGGUCCAGAAACCCCUGAAGAAGGUCGUCGAAUAUUAUUACUUGACCAAAUAUGACCCUGGAUUCAGAGAGGCCAAGAGAAUGCGGCGAGAGGCGUUGCACAAAGAUGAGGCGAUAGAGAAGUUGGACUGUUUCAUAAGAAGGCACCAAAAGGAAGCGGAUAAGAUUCUCGCGAGAAGGAAACAGUCGACGGAGAAGAGGCGCGGUCGUCCACGGAAGGACAAGAGAAAGGAUGAUGAAAAGGAUGAUGGGGAACAGGGUGAAGACUGA
Acaulospora colombiana is the source of this 2283-nucleotide messenger RNA. Lineage: Eukaryota; Fungi; Glomeromycota; Glomeromycetes; Diversisporales; Acaulosporaceae. The record is from the annotation of a GenBank genome assembly.